AUGAACUGUAAUGAUGCUCAAAAGGUUUCUUGUGCGAAAUUUAUGUUGACUGAUGAUGCUGGACAUUUGUGGGAGUCCGAAACACGUACUAGAACUACAGAACAACAACGUAACCUCACUUGGAACCAGUUCAAGGAGUCACUGAUGGGUAAAUAUUUUCCCCAGUCACUGAAAGAUCAAAAGGAGGUAGAAUUUCUCCAGCUCACGCAAGGAAAUUUGCCACUUGGGGAGUAUGAAAGAAAAUUUGAACGACUUUCUAGGUAUGCACCGCAUAUGGUGAACACUGAGCUGACAAAGGCUAAAAGGUUUGAGAUGGGGUUAAGGCCAGAGAUCAAGGGAAUCAUGGCAGCCCAGCAGUAUACUACUUAUGCAGAGGUUGUACGUCGAGCACAAGCAAUCUCUAAUGGUUUAGGACUGGAAAAGAAAACCCAACCCAGCAUCGAGUCGUCUAUAAAGAGAAAGUGGCAAGGUCAUGAUAAGGAGAAAGGUAGGAACCAGAACAAGAAAGGAAAGAUUAG
Olea europaea var. sylvestris is the source of this 518-nucleotide messenger RNA. RefSeq lists its product as uncharacterized. The transcript has a single exon. Lineage: Eukaryota; Viridiplantae; Streptophyta; Magnoliopsida; Lamiales; Oleaceae. The annotation marks the transcript as partial. The record is from RefSeq and is a predicted model, not a curated record.